Sardina pilchardus (European sardine) is the source of this 759-nucleotide messenger RNA. Its product is annotated as interferon gamma 1-like. Gene Ontology annotation, biological process: immune response. Bases 71 to 592 code for a protein of 173 amino acids. The transcript is spliced from 4 exons. Gene Ontology annotation, cellular component: extracellular region. The record is from RefSeq and is a predicted model, not a curated record. NCBI's taxonomy places the organism in Eukaryota, Metazoa, Chordata, Actinopteri, Clupeiformes, Clupeidae. Gene Ontology annotation, molecular function: type II interferon receptor binding.
GAGACGUUUGAUUGAGCGCUAACGACUGACUUAAGGGAGUUUAACACACCAGCGAGACCAACGGGAUACAAUGGCGACCGUAGCGCAUCACCUAAAGCAGGCACUGAUCUGGGCAGUGAUCUGUCUGAUGGCAGGAGAGGUUAUGGGCCACAAGCCCUACUUCCCCAAAGAGAUGGCAACAAAAUACAGCAGCCUGAACAAAGUCUUUGCCAACAAAGGUAGCCUCUCUGGUGGUGCUCUGUUCAGACACCAGGAUAACUCAAGUCAGAUGCAGAUGCUUCUGGCUGGUGAAACGCUGAACGUUUACAUCAACAUUCUCACCAAUAUACGGGACAAGAUGCAGGCCAAGGAGGAGAGGGAUGACGUGGACUACCUGAAAGUCAAAAUGGAGGAACUGAGUACAAUGUACUUUAAAGAAACACAGAAACAGUUGGAGGCCCUCAAGGAGCUGCAAACCAUCAAUACAAAUGACGAGGUAGUCCAACGCAAAGCCAUUUACGAGCUGAAGAGCGUCUACAACCAGGCUUCUUGUCUCGGGGACAAAAGCCAAGUCAACUGCACUCACCGGCGUAAACGGCAGAUCAAACUGUGAUAAAUCAAACCAAGGUCAUGAAGGGGAUGCAUUUAUUAUGAAUGAAAAUAAGUUUACUGUAUAUACAUGGUGUUUCUAUUUAUAUGUAUUUAUAUUAUUUAAAUAUGCACAAAAUAAAAUGUAUUUUAUGUCAGAGAAAUUAUUUAUUUUUCUAUUUAUUUUAUUUU